Molecule: messenger RNA, 1807 nt
Organism: Magnolia sinica
Lineage: Eukaryota; Viridiplantae; Streptophyta; Magnoliopsida; Magnoliales; Magnoliaceae
Product: (3S,6E)-nerolidol synthase 1-like
Exons: 7
Coding region: 65-1792 (575 amino acids)
Biological process (GO): diterpenoid biosynthetic process
Molecular function (GO): magnesium ion binding; terpene synthase activity
Source: RefSeq, a predicted model, not a curated record
CAAUCAAGUAUCUCCGUCCAUUUAUAGAAAAGUCCUUGAGAAAGUAGGGUUUUUAACGAUUUCCAUGGCCUUCUCUCAUCGAGUUUUUUCAUAUCCCCAUUCCCCCCUCGCUCCCAUCACUCAACCCAAAUGCCAUGAGUUUAGAACAAAGAAAACCAUGAUACCAUAUGUCUCCGCUGGCGACCGUCCGAUCAUCACCGAGGAGCACAACCUGGUCUCCAUGCCGUCUUCCAAACCAUUUGACGCUAACAUGGACUACUUUCACGUCAAACGAAUGGAGAAACUCAAGGAAGUCCGGCAUAUUCUCCACGGUCUAUAUGAUCCAUUAGAAUGUAUGAUGAUGAUCGACGUCUUACAAUGCCUCAGCAUCGAUUACCACUUCCAGCAAGAAAUUGAAGAAAUUCUUAGUCGCCUGUAUAAGAACCUUGGUGGAGCCAAUAUUGGUAACGCCAAAAAUGGCUUGUAUGACACUACGCUUAGCUUCCGCUUGUUGCGACAACAUGGUUACUAUGUGUCACCAGACAUAUUCAACAAGUUUAGAGAUUGUGAAGGGAGAUUUAAACCACAGUUAAGCAAAGAUAUAAGUGGAAUGUUGGGUUUAUAUGAAGCUUCAUGUCUCGGAAUGGAAGGAGAGGACAUCCUCGACCAAGCUUCUGAUUUCACUAGCAAACAGCUCAAGGCUGCGAUGACCUCAAUGGAACCAGGUCUUGCGGGACUCGUGGGCCACACCUUACAGAAUCCCAUCCACAUGAGCUUGCCAAGGUUCAAUACCAAAAAUUACCUCAAUCAUCGACAUGGAGACAAUGGGUCCACCAGAUUCAUACAUGAACUUGCUAAGUUGGAUUUCAACGCUGUCCAAUCAUUGCACCAAAUGGAGCUUAGAGAGGUUUCGAAGUGGUGGAGAGACCUGGGCCUGGCACAAGAGCUAAGUUUCGCGAGGGACCAACCGAUGAAAUGGUACAUGUGGCCCUUGGCGAUCCUCUCAAAUCCUCAUUUCUCAAAGUAUAGGAUCGAGCUCACAAAACCUAUUUCACUUAUCUAUAUAAUCGACGACAUUUACGAUAUUUAUGGGACGCUCGAUGAACUCACCCUCUUCACUGAGGCAAUCGAUAGGUGGGAAUUCUCAGCUGUAGAUCGGCUUCCAAGGUACAUGCAGAUAUGCUUCAUGGCCCUCUACAACAUCACCAAUGAGAUCAGUUUUCUGGUACUCAAGGAACAUGGUUGGAAUCCCAUUCAUUCAUUGAGAAAAACGUGGGCUGACUUGUGCAAGGCAUUCCUGGUAGAAGCAAAAUGGUUCGCCUCAGGACAGAUGCCAAAGGCCGAUGAGUACUUGAGAAAUGGAGUGAUUAGCACAGGAGUACAUAUUGUCUUGGUCCACGCAUUUUUUCUUUUGGGCCAUGGGAUCACAAAGGAGAGUACAGAACGUGUGGAUAGUAUUCCAGGACUCAUAACCAGUCCAGCAGCAAUUCUAAGGCUCUGGGACGAUUUGGGUAGUGCCAAGGAUGAGAAUCAAGAAGGAAAAGAUGGCUCGUACGUGGAAUGCAUCAUAAAAGAGCAUGGCAUCACAUCUCCAUCUAUUGCGCGAGAACAUGUCAUGCAAAUGAUUUCCAUGGAAUGGAAGAAACUCAAUAAGGAAUUCAUCUCCUCAAGCUCAUUCUCUCCAUCUUUCAAGGAAGCCUCACUCAACAGUGCACGUAUGGUGCAAAUUAUGUACAGUUAUGACCAAAAUCAACAGCUACCAAGUCUUGAAGGACACAUUAAUUCAUUGCUUAAAGAAAAAAUGCAUCUCUAAGGAAGCCCAUGCAAA